Prosopis cineraria is the source of this 1086-nucleotide messenger RNA. RefSeq names its product gibberellin 20 oxidase 3-like. Gene Ontology annotation, biological process: gibberellin biosynthetic process; unidimensional cell growth; response to light stimulus. The transcript has 3 exons. Lineage: Eukaryota; Viridiplantae; Streptophyta; Magnoliopsida; Fabales; Fabaceae. Gene Ontology annotation, molecular function: gibberellin 20-oxidase activity. The coding region runs from base 19 to 1086 and encodes 355 amino acids. The record is from RefSeq and is a predicted model, not a curated record.
CUUAGAGAGUGAGCGACAAUGGCGGCAACAACACAUGAGAAUGGAGUGAAGCCGGUCGAGGCCAACGGAAACUCGACAACGACUGAGACGAAGGAGUAUCUGAACGAGCCAUUCAUAGACCUGGUCGAGUUCAUGAACGGCGACGAUGCAACUAGGGCUAGGGCUUGCGAGCUUGUAAGAGACGCGUGCAUAAAGCACGGCUUGUUCCAAGUGACCAACCAUGGCGUCGAUCCUGUUCUGAUUCGAGAAGCGUACGAAGAGAUUGAUUCCAUCUUCGGAAUGCCAAAGGAAUUGAAGAUGAUUGCCGCGAGGAAGCGUGGUGCUGUUAAGGGCUAUUUAGGAACUUAUGAUGAAAAGUUUUCGUCCACCGUACCAUUCAAAGAGAUCUACUCUCUUCAUUACAGCAAUGUUGGAUCUAACACUCAAGUCAUUGACCAUCUCAAGACUGCCUACGGAGAACACCUUCCUGAACGCACCGGGAAGGUGUAUGAGAGGUACGUUGAAGCGAUGACGGAGCUGACUAAAGUGGUGAUGAAGGUGAUUGCGAUGAGUCUGGGAGUGGAUCGAUCACACUUCAGGGAAUAUUUCAAAGACGGCGGAGGCAUUUUGAGAUGCAGCUUAUACCGUCCAUGCGACAAUUCCAAUCUCUCCAUAGCCAAAGGACCUCACAGCGACCCCGUCUGCAUCACCAUUCUUCAUCAAGAUCAAGACGCUGGUCUCGAAGUUCUCAUGGACAACAAGUGGCUCGUCUGUCAACGUCGUCCUGAGGCCUUCGUCGUCAACCUCGGCGACACUUUCCAGGCUUUGUCGAAUGGGAAAUACAGGGGCUGUAUUCAUAGGGCUAUGGUGCUGAAGGAGCAUGAGAGGAGAUCGUUGGCUUACUUUGUGGUUCCGAACAGAGACAAGACAGUGAAACCACCUGAGCUGAUCUUCGGAGAGAAAGAGGAAAGGAAGUACCCUGAUUUCCAGUGGCGUGAUAUGUUCACAUUCACACAGAUCUAUUAUACAGCUGAUACUGAGACUCUUAAUCGCUUCCUUGAAUGGCUUCCCUCCAAGGAUUCUGUUCCAACUGCUGAAGAUGCUUGA